Molecule: messenger RNA, 975 nt
Organism: Gopherus evgoodei (Goodes thornscrub tortoise)
Lineage: Eukaryota; Metazoa; Chordata; Testudines; Testudinidae
Gene: PSMB8
Product: proteasome subunit beta 8
Exons: 6
Coding region: 21-845 (274 amino acids)
Cellular component (GO): proteasome core complex
Molecular function (GO): threonine-type endopeptidase activity
Source: RefSeq, a predicted model, not a curated record
GCGGGAGGCGCAGCGAGGCGAUGGCGCUGGUCGAGGUGUGCGGGCUCCCCCGCGGGGGCUGGGACUGGGCCCCCCCCGGAGCCGCCGCUGCGCCCCGGGGACCCGAUGACUACAGCUUCGGCCUGCGGGCGCCCGAGCUGGCCCUGCCCAGGGGGGAGCAGCCGGCCCAGUUCCUGCAGACCUACUCCGAGGAGGGCCGGGACCGGGUGCGGAUCCAGCUGGCCCACGGCACCACCACCCUGGCCUUCAAAUUCCAGCACGGGGUCGUCGUGGCUGUUGACUCCCGGGCAUCGGCUGGCAGCUACAUUGCCACCCUGGAGGCCAACAAGGUGAUCGAGAUCAACCCCUACCUGCUGGGCACCAUGUCGGGCAGCGCCGCCGACUGCCAGUACUGGGAGCGGCUCCUCGCCAAGCACUGCAGGCUGUACCAGCUGCGGAACAAGGAGCGGAUCAGCGUCUCAGCCGCCUCCAAGCUGCUAUCAAACAUGAUGUGCGAGUAUCGGGGCAUGGGGCUGUCCAUGGGCAGCAUGAUCUGCGGCUGGGACAAGAAGGGCCCCGGCCUGUACUACGUGGACGAUAAUGGCACCCGUCUCUCCGGCCCCAUGUUCUCUACGGGCUGCGGGAACAGCUACGCUUACGGGGUGAUGGACAGCGGGUACCGGCCCGACCUCAGCGUGGAGCAGGCCUACGACCUGGGGCGCCGCGCCAUCGCCCAGGCCACCCACCGCGACGCCUACUCCGGGGGCGUCGUCAACAUGUAUCACAUGAAGGAGGAUGGAUGGAUCAAGGUGGAGAAGACCGACGUCAGCCAAUUGAUCCACAAGUACCUGGAGGCCAGGAAGUGAGACGGGCCAGCGACCGGGGGCUCCGGAUUCAGGGACGCAGGAGACUCAGGGCCAGAGCGAUGGAGGGAGCACGGGAUGCGGUUAACGGGUUUCUGUGCGAUGCAAUAAAGAGAAACAGUGAAAACUCCAA